Messenger RNA from Pantherophis guttatus, 2271 nucleotides. RefSeq names its product vomeronasal type-2 receptor 26-like. Gene Ontology annotation, biological process: G protein-coupled receptor signaling pathway. The record is from RefSeq and is a predicted model, not a curated record. Gene Ontology annotation, molecular function: G protein-coupled receptor activity. Gene Ontology annotation, cellular component: plasma membrane. NCBI's taxonomy places the organism in Eukaryota, Metazoa, Chordata, Lepidosauria, Squamata, Colubridae.
AUGUUAGUAUUGGAGUUACUGUUAAUAGUAUUGCCUGAAGUGACGUGCAAGAAUCCUAGCCUUCAAUGUGACUUUCGGAAGCCUCUUCCUAUUCAGCACACCUAUCAUCAGCUUGGAGACAUUAAUAUUGCUGGCAUUAUUUCUGUAUUAUCAACAUAUUCUGAUCCCGUUGAUUUCAGUCAAGAUCCUUCUCAGGGAUUUCAAGAUGGACUUCUAAUAAUUUUUCAGAAUUACCAGCAUAUCCUGGCUUUAGUGUUUACUGUAAAGGAGAUCAAUGAAAAUCCCCAAAUCUUACCCAACAUCACUCUGGGCUUCCACAUUUUUAACAGCAAUUUUAGUCCAAGCUGGACUUACUUUGUCUCAAUGCUUCUGCCUUUCACUCAGGGCAAAUUCAUCCCUAACUACAAGUGUGGGAUCACAAAUACUUUGGCUGCAGUCAUUGGGGCACCUGACAUCUCUCUUCACAUGGCAACUGUGCUGUGCAUCUACAAAGUUCCUCAGUUGACCUAUGGCUCUGCUCCAGUCAUGGAUAAAGAGACUCAAGCAGUUUUCUUCCAACAAAUGUUUCCGAAUGAAUCCCACCAACGUAAGGGCCUCCUGCAGUUAUUGCUGUACUUUAGAUGGAUCUGGAUUGGAAUUCUCAUAGUAAAGGAUGAAAAAGGAGAGAAAUUUCUCCAGGAGGUACUCCCCACUUUUUCAGAGCAUGGCAUCUGCGUUGAAUUCGUAGCAGAGUUCCCAAAUGUAGCUUUUUACAGUGAUUUUACUGAUACCAUAAGCGAAGGAUUACAUAUAUACCAUGUUCUCAUGAAGAGCACAGCCAAUGUGAUAAUAUUAUAUGGUGAAAUUCAGUCCUUAGCAGGUCUGAGAACUUUCCUCCAGUUUUCAGAAGUGGAGGAUAUACCAAGGAAGAAAAAGAUUUGGCUUAUUACAGCUCAGAUAGAUUAUACUUCAACUUCCGUUCAUAAAUCUUGGGAUAUCCAUUUCCUACAAGGUGCUUUAUCCUUUGCAGUACACACAAAAGAAGUCCAAAACUUUCAGGAAUUUCUUCAAAUUCUAAGUCCAAAGAACAAUCAAAAUGAUCAUUUUCGGAAAGAUUUCUGGGAACAGGCAUUCAGCUGUUUCUUCUCAAACUCAAAAAUGGAGGUGUCUGAGAAAAAGUGUACUGGACAGGAGAAUCUUGAAACCCUUCCUACAUCUGUGUUUGAAACAUGCAUGAGCGGCCAGAGUUACAAUAUUUACAAUGCGGCAUUACCUUUAUCUUUGUGUAAUGAUCCUUGUGAGACAGGACACAGCAAGGCCAAGAAAGAAGGAAAGUUGUUUUGUUGCUAUGAUUGUCACCUAUGUCCAGAGGGGAAAAUAACAAAGGAGAAGGAUGUAGAUGACUGCUCUCCAUGUCCAGAAGAUCAAUAUCCAAAUCCUGGGAAAAAUAUGUGCAUUCCAAAGCGGAUCAUCUUUUUGUCCUAUGAAGAACCCUUAGGGAUCAGUCUGACUGUUCUUUCUCUUUUCUUUUCUUUAAUGACAACUUGGAUAAUAACAGUCUUCAUGAAACACAAGCACACUCCCAUCGUCAAAGCCAACAAUCGGAAUCUCACUUAUACACUCCUACUUUCUCUUCUCCUCUCUUUCCUUUGUGUCUUUCUAUUUGUUGGGAGACCCAAUACGAUUGUGUGUCUCUUUCGACAACCAGCUUUUGGCCUCAUCUUUUCUGUGGCAGUUUCUUGUGUCUUGGCCAAAACCUUUGUUGUGGUUUUAGCAUUCAUGGCCACCAAACCUGGUUCCAGAUUGAGGAAAUGGGUUGGGGGAAGGAUCGUCAGUUUCAUUCUUCUAUCCUGCUCCCUUAUUCAAAUAUGUGUUUGUGCUGUAUGGCUGAUAAUGUCCCCACCAUAUCCAGAUUUUGAUGCACAUUCAAUACCUGAAGAACUUAUCCUGGAGUGCAAUGAAGACUCCGUCAUGUUCUACUGUGUUUUGGGCUUUAUGGGUUUUCUUGCUCUGCUUAGCUUCUCUGCUGCUUUUCUAGCUAGGAAUUUACCUGACAGUUUCAAUGAAGCCAAAUUCAUCACCUUCAGCAUGUUGGUCUUCUGCAGUGUUUGGUUGUGUUUUAUUCCAACCUAUCUAAGCACUAGGGGAAAAUAUACAUUGGCUGUGGAGAUCUUCUCCAUGAUCUCCUCCAGUGCUGGCUUAUUGGUGUGCAUCUUUUUUCCCAAGUGUUUUAUCAUUGUGAUGAGACCAGAGCUGAAUGAUAAACAUCAGCUCAUGAAAAGGAAGUUUUAA